Molecule: messenger RNA, 2067 nt
Organism: Durio zibethinus
Lineage: Eukaryota; Viridiplantae; Streptophyta; Magnoliopsida; Malvales; Malvaceae
Source: RefSeq, a predicted model, not a curated record
AUGACUACAUGGCCUGUUCGUGGCUACAACGAACACCUCGCCACAGACAACAAUCUUUUUUACCAUUUUCGCUUCCCAAGACGAGAGUCGACCAGAAUUAUCACAAGGCUUUGCUUGAACGUCAGGAGAGCUUGUCUCUCCUUAUCUCUGCAUCGGAUGUUUUUCCCCUUCGGCACUUGGAUUGAAGCCAUUUGCAACUACCAUAACAGUUGCAAAUGGCUUCAAUCCAAGUGCCGAAGGGGAAAACAUCGAUGCAGAGAUAAGGAGAGACAAGCUCUCCUGACGUUCAAGCAAAGCCUUGUUGAUAAUUCUGGUCGACUCUCGUCUUGGGGAAGCGAAAAUGGUAAAAAAGAUUGUUGUCUGUGGCGAGGUGUUCGUUGUAGCCACAGAACAGGCCAUGUAGUCAUGCUUGAUCUUCAUCAUCCUCUGACCUUUGAUGAUGAAUUUGAUGGCUUUGUAAAUAGUAGUCUGAGAGGUAAGAUUAAUCCUUCACUGCUUGAACUGAGGUAUUUAAGAUAUUUAGACCUUACUUACAAUGAUUUUGGAGGAACUCAGUUUCCGAAUAUCAAUGGCUCACUAAGCAAGUUAAGACACCUCGAUCUUCAUGAUACUGGGUUAAGUUUCACAACCCUGAAUCAGAUUCUGAAUCUUUCUUCUUUAAGAUAUCUUGACCUCAGUUCGAACAACCUUAAUGGUGCCAAGGAUUGGCCUCAACUGCUCAUCAAGCUUCCAUACCUAGAACACUUACGCAAGAUUGUUGAUCUUACCCUUCAAAGUACCUUGUUAGAAGGCUCAAUUCCAGACUUUUUCAGGAACUUGGUUUCACUUGAACAUCUUGAUCUGUCCGAUAAUGAACUUGGAGGUGAGAUUCCAGAAUUCCUUGGGAACAUUUGUACUUUAAAAACAUUGGACCUUUCUGAAAACUACUUCAGUAGAUUUGUUCCAGCUGGCUUGUCUGGGUGCAUACAGAAUUCAUUGGAGAUUCUGAGCCUGCCUUGGAAUCGCUUUCAAAAUUCAUUCAGUUUGUCUUAUCUUACAGGUCCUUUACCUGAUCUCACCCAGUUUUCAUCAUUGAAAUAUUUAGAUAUUGGCCAUAAUCGAUUCAAUGGAACAGUGACUGAAAGUCUAGGAUGCCUGCCUGAACUCGAGCAUCUGGAUGCUUCUUGGAAUUCUUUGGAAGGUGCGAUAUCCGAAGAGCAUUUUGAAAAUCUCUCCAAAUUACAUACACUUGACCUAUCCUUUAAUCUUUUAACUUUCAAUGUCAGCUCCGGUUGGAUUCCUCCUUUUCAGUUGAAUCAAAUUCAUCUAUCAUUUUGCAAUUUGGGGCCUCACUUCCCAAAAUGGCUUCAUACUCAAAGAAGUUUUCAGGAUCUUGAUAUCUCCGGUGCUGGAAUUUCAGACUUAUCACCAGUCAAGCUUCUUACAUUUAUUGGAAUAGAUUUAAGUUCAAACCUGUUUGAGGGUCCAUUGCCAGUCUUUCCUUAUAAUGUGACCAAAUUAAUUCUUGCUAAAAAUAGAUUUUCGGGAUCAGUUUCUCCAUUGUGUAAGAAUACAGCUGGGUGGCUUCCUGAUUGCUUUUUCCACUGGCAAGACAUCGUAGUUUUGAAUUUAGCUAAUAAUAACUUCUCUGGGGUUAUUCCAACUGCUGUGGGAUCUCUGUUGUCACUUGAAACAAUUAAAUUGCACGCCUGGGUAGGAGAAAACCUGUCAUCUUUGAUAUUUUUGAGUCUACAAGGUAAUGAAUUCAAUGGGAGGAUACCUUCCAAUUUUAUGCCAAUUAGCAAAUAUAACGGAUUCUGGACCUCUCUCAAAACUUUUCUCUCUGGAGCAAUACCAUCGUGUCUUGAUAAUUUGACAGCCAUGGUUCAAAAAGGAGACUCAAAUGAUAUCACGGAGGACAUUUAUGUGUCUUCCAUGCAAGCUUAUAUUUUCUUUGGAGGCCACUAUAUUGAAAAGGCAAUGGUUAGAUGGAAAGGAAAAGAGUAUGAGUACGAAAGAAGUCUUGGGCUGUUAGGAUCAUUGAUCUUGCAGGCAACAAUUAGUUGGAGAAAUUCCGUGAUGAGAUAA